AGUUUUAACUAAACGAACGUACCAUUUAUACUAACCUCACAUGAAAUACAUUACAAUUAUUGUUAUUGUUUGUUAAUAAUUAUUAUUAUUAUUAAGUGAUGCAGAAGUUAAAUUAUUAUUUGUGAUUAAAAUUGAAUUUUUUUAUGAAAUAGAAAUGGAACAGCAACCGAAUAUAUACAGAAAAAUGAUAGCAGCUGCAGUUUCGAGUGUUCUAUUAGAACACGGUUUCGAUGCUGUCGAAACAGAUAGUUUAGGUACCCUCACCGAAAUGAUGCAAGCUUUUAUAAGUGAAAUUGCCUUUUUAACGAGAAGUUUUUGUGAACUAUCGGGUCGUGUGGAACCCGUUUUAGGUGACGUAGUGUUAGGAUUCGUCGAAAUGGGUUUCAAUUUGAAUAGUUUGGAACAUUAUGUUAAAUCGUCGAAACAUAGUAUUCUCCCUACUUUACAACCCCAACAGGCUCAAAAACAAUUGAAUAUGUUAUCGGCUGGUUCUAAACAACCUUUACCGCCUCAUAUUCCUCAACAUUUUCCACCUUUUCCCGACCCCCACGCGUACGUUCGAACCCCUACUCAUAAACAACCGAUUAUCGAUUACGAAUCUGUUAGAGAAAAAGCUGCUAUUCAAAAAAGAGACAUCGAAAAGGCACUAACGAAAUUUUUAGCUAAAACCAGCACCACUCACAAUUUAUUCGAUACCGACGAGGCUAAUAUUUUUCCACUUAUCGCCUGUAAGCCCGCUUAUCCGCCCUAUUUGAGCGCCCUUCUUCCCCAGGAUCAGAUAUUCGAUCCCGAGGAUCUGGACAUCGAUCCGAAAAGUCAAAUAUUACAGCAACAAAAAAAUCACGAUAAGGCUAAAAAUCAGGUCAAACAGGAUUUGAAAAUGGAGGAAGGGGAACAGGCCCAGGAGAAUUUAAAUGAAUCAAGGAUUAGCGAGGAUAAUAUGAAUAAUCCUAAUUAUAUUGAUAAUCCUUAUUUGGCCGCUACUAAAUUACCUGUAGGGCGUAAUAUGGAAUCAACUUGAUUGUUUAUUCUAAUAAUAAAAAUUUAUUAAAUAAAAA
Diorhabda sublineata is the source of this 1058-nucleotide messenger RNA. RefSeq names its product transcription initiation factor TFIID subunit 8-like. Gene Ontology annotation, molecular function: protein heterodimerization activity. Gene Ontology annotation, biological process: transcription initiation at RNA polymerase II promoter. The transcript is spliced from 5 exons. The record is from RefSeq and is a predicted model, not a curated record. Lineage: Eukaryota; Metazoa; Arthropoda; Insecta; Coleoptera; Chrysomelidae. Gene Ontology annotation, cellular component: transcription factor TFIID complex. The coding region runs from base 155 to 1021 and encodes 288 amino acids.